CGCGCCGUUCAAUGAACGAUGGAGUCCAACCGCUUGGCUGUGAUUGGUCAGAUUUUCAAGAAUUACUUGAGCAUGCGUCAAGAAUUCAAGUGUUUGGGUGUUCUGUGAUCAGGAGAGAGGUAGUUGAUUCAUAUUCCACAUGUGACAAUUUUGGAAUAAUAACAAAAUCGUUGGAAAUAAAAGUGGCUGAGAGGCAAAAGUAAACAAAAACAAGUUCGGAAGUUAUCGGCAGUUAUAUUCAAUUGAAUUUACUUUUCAGACUUGGUGUACUUGAGUUAAAUUUGGUGGAAUAUGUGUGCUUUCCCUUCAUAACCUAUAACUAAUAUUAGUUCUAUCAGAAGGACAAUAUUACGUAAAAUUUGUGAUUUUUCGAAGAAAACCGGUACAGUCAUUUGUUUAGGAGAUUCAGGAGAGUUUGUAAAUGUUGUCUCUGAAAUAAUCUGCAAAAAUUUGAAUUAAAGCUUUUGUGUCUACUCAGUAUGGAUAUGAUAGAUUCUUUCAGAGAUGGGGAGCAAUUCUCCACAUUUGAUACUUGCAAUUAUGUGGAAAACUAUCUAGACGAUUCGACCAGUCUGGACAAUCUUCCCAACUUUGGACAAAAUGACAUGUAUGAAUGGAAUAUGGAUGUUGAAAGGGAGAUAAAUGGAGAUAUAGCACUAAUUCCAAUGACUGUUUCGAGGUUAAAUGAUUCAUCUCCCAACGAUUUUCAAAAAAUCAUGAAUGAUUGGCAGACGUUUAUUAGUACGGAUCUUGUUAGCGAUGAAUUCCGGAUGGAGGAACCUAUAAUUACUCCAGAAGAAACAGAAAAUGAAAUGGUACAACAAAGUAACUCACCCUUAAAUGAUUAUUUUAAUUUACCUGUUGACGAAUCAUUUGAUUUAACCUCCUAUAUAGUUCAGGAUGAAAGUGUACCUCCUGCAAACCCUACAUUCAGUAGUUCAGAGAAAAAACUAAAGGCACCUGUCAAAAAAAUUGAUCUGAAAGCUCAGCGUUACAUUGUUGAUGAUGAUGAAGAUGAGGUGGAUGUUGAGACUAUAUCUGAAAAUGAGGAGAAUUUGGCGGUUCACAAAGAGGAAAAUCCAACCGUUCUUGAGGCUUGUGAUCUCAAUAGUUUACUUGAACAAUUUGAGGCAACUGUUCCUCAUUUACCUAUCAACAUUAUUGAAAAUGAUUUUGAACCAUAUGAACUGCCCAAUAUUUCAAUAAAACCUGAAGAAAUACUGAUGGAAAAUAAUAUAACUGAUUCUGGUUCAAUAACGAUGCCAGAAAUUUUUUCAGUGGAACAGUUGGGAAAAAUUCAACAAGUUGAUAUGAUCGGGACAGAAUUAAAAGAAACAGAAAUUCAAACAAAUGAACAGAAGGGUAGUUUUGUAGCGAAACAAGAAAUAAAUUUUGAAGCUACUCUUCAAAAACUUGAAAUUGAGGGUUUGAAAGAGGAGUGUAACUAUUCCAGCAUUGUUAAGGUGAAAGAUGAGCCUUUAUGUGGACAAGAAAACAUAAAGAAUAAAUUGAAACCAAACAAAGAAAUUGUUAAAACAGAAAGAGGAACCUCUGAUCAUCAUAAAAUUCCUCAAGUUAAUGUUGAGGGGAAUAAUCCUCUUUCAGAAACAAAGUACAUUAAAGCUGAACAAGUGAAACAACUUAAUAAAAAUCAUAAAGAUAACAAGCAAUCUUCUGGAAAAAACACAUUGUUACAAAUCUCAAAUAGUGGAAAAAAAACUAAAUAUGACUUCAGCUGUGCAAUUCCAAAUAAGACCACCUUAUCAAGAUCGCUGUCAUCAGCACAACAAAACAGUGCUCAAAAAAUUCACAAAAAUCCCGAAUCAACUACCUCUCCGUCACAAUUGGAUCCAGCUGGAAAUAAACAAAUUAUGGAUUCAUUACCCCAAGAAUUAAUAGCUCGUAUAAAGGAAUCUGGAAAACGUAAAACUAUAUCUGUAAUUCCCCCGAUGCCUGCCAAAAAACGUGGGGGACCUCGCAUGCAUGACGCUAUGAUGGCGUCUAACAAAGAGAAUAGAAACACCAGUAGGGCGGACACUGUCCAACUUGAUCAUGACUAUUGUAGUUUAGCUACCCCUUACCCCAAACAUCCAAAGAAGGAUUCUGGAUUUGAAUCUGCAGAAGAAGAUGAUCGACCUAUUAUUGGUAAACAACCAACUGUCAAAAAUGCUGAUGGCAAGUUGAUGGUAUCACUGUUGAAGGUUAAUACCAUACACAAUAACAAAUCCACACAGAAGAAGAAGCUCAACUUGGAGGAAUACAAGAAACGAAGAGAGGGCUUCCUGAAAUACCAAAAUAAUUCCCAGAACUGUUCGCCUAACACCAGUAGUUGUAGCUCUCCUUUACCAGAAGAUGAAAACACAAAAAGAAUUCGUCAUCAACAGAAACUCAUGAAAAUGGCAAUGGAGGUGUUGAACACUCCACCUAGACCUGAGAAAAAGGCAGAAUUACCUCUAAAGAUAACUCCACCUCAACCAGUAAAAGUCCCAGUUGACAUGGUGAAGAAGACACUUGUUAGUGUGGGUGUGAAUACUGGUAUCAAGACACGUCGUAAAAAAUUGGAUCCUUUAGCUCCUGUAGAACAACUUGAUGAAAUAAAACCAUUGUUGCAAAAAGUCAGUGAUAAAAUUAAUUCAAACUCUCUCAUAACUUCUGUCAUUGAAAAUAUUCCAAAGGUUAUAGACAGUUGUGAUCAACAAGAACUGAAAGCAGAGGUUCCCGUUGACAAAUUUGAACAUGGUGAAGAUAAAACAAUUGUAUAUUUACCUAAGGAUAGGGCUACUGUACAAACGAGAUCUAUUGAAUGCCAAACAAAUAUUUCUCUUAUCCAACAGACGAAAGCUAGUAGGUACCGAAGGAGGAGGACUUCUUCCUCUUCAUCCUCUUCUUCAGAUUCUUCUAGUGAGAGCCAAGAAAGUCAGACUUCCAAUCGACCCAGCAGAAAGAGAAGUACUGAGAGUUCACGAAGCAGUUCACAGAGUUCUAGAAGUUCACGAAGCUCUCAUAGUAGUGCCUCUCACAGGUCAUCAUCCUCAUUUUCAUCCAGAUCUUCCAACCGUUCAAGAACAAGAUCGCGAUCCCCGUCACCAAGAUACUCUCGUAAAGAGAGAGAACGUUUACUAGAAGUUGAAGAGCGUCGUGUAAUAUAUGUGGGGCGUAUUACUCAUGGUACGACAAGAGAUGACUUGAGAAGGAGAUUCCACAGGUUUGGCCCUAUAACGAAUAUAAGUCUCCAUGCACGUGACCAUGGGUAUCUAGACAACUAUGGUUUUGUUACAUUUGCCAAUAAAUUAGAUGCAUAUGAGGCUAUAGAGCACGGUAAUGAUGAUCCAUGGCAACCUAAAUACGACUUGAGCUUUGGAGGUCGUAGAAUAUUCUGUCAAACCACAUAUUCAGAUCUAGAUAAUAUGCGUGAUGAAAGUGGAUAUUUUGCUCCAAGAGCUAGUGAAGAUUCUUUCGACGCAUUGUUGAAAGACGUUCAGGAGAAGUUGCGAAAACGUAAAGCUUGACGGUUAUUAUGCUUUACUCAAAUUUUAGGCCAAAUUUGUAUUUUAAUUUUAUAUUUUUAGGGAUUCAAAUUUGAUUUCACUGUUUUUGUUUUAACAGUAUUGGAAUCAUGUAUUUACUUAUUUAUCAUAGUAUAAUUAAUUCAUGACAAUUAUUUUGAAAU
Molecule: messenger RNA, 3670 nt
Organism: Leptinotarsa decemlineata (Colorado potato beetle)
Lineage: Eukaryota; Metazoa; Arthropoda; Insecta; Coleoptera; Chrysomelidae
Gene: srl
Product: PGC-1 family member spargel
Biological process (GO): positive regulation of transcription by RNA polymerase II
Cellular component (GO): nucleus
Molecular function (GO): RNA binding; transcription factor binding
Source: RefSeq, a predicted model, not a curated record